Papilio polytes (common Mormon) is the source of this 334-nucleotide messenger RNA. RefSeq names its product chymotrypsin-2-like. Bases 34 to 294 code for a protein of 86 amino acids. NCBI's taxonomy places the organism in Eukaryota, Metazoa, Arthropoda, Insecta, Lepidoptera, Papilionidae. The record is from RefSeq and is a predicted model, not a curated record. The transcript has 2 exons. Gene Ontology annotation, biological process: proteolysis. Gene Ontology annotation, molecular function: serine-type endopeptidase activity.
GCAGACAACUUGCAGUUAAUAAAUUUGAAGACGAUGUCUCCUAGCGGCUGCAGCGCGGCGCUGGCCGCGUCCCCCGGCGCGGGGAUCAGACUGGACUCAGACCUGGAAAUAUGUACUUUUCAUUCUAUAGGACACGGACUUUGCUAUGGAGACUCCGGCAGUCCGCUGGUGGUGCGAGGGGGGGGCGCGCAGGUGGGCGUAGCGUCGUGGGCGCACCCGUGCGCGCGGGGCUUCCCCGACGUCUACGCCAGGCUCAGUCCCUACAGGAACUUCUUAUUGGACAUUAUACGAUAGUGCUGUGUAUUUGGUGCUAAAUUGGUGUUAAUUUAUGAGA